GUCAGAACAAUCCGGUUCGAACGUCUGCCAGUCACUUGCUAUACCCCUCUGAUCAUCUGGGUGCUCAGACUGAUCUAGUGUUCGUUUCGUGUCUGAAACAAAGUGUAACGUGUCGCAAAUUAUCGCAGCCAGUUUCGUGCGUCCUAAAUGACCAAAAAUAGAACAUAAUACCGUAUCAACAGCUUGCUCCCGCCGCAUUGGACUACUACAGUAUUUCGUGUUGUUCUGUCUCGUUGUUUGAUAAACGGCUGUCCAGCUGUUCGUUGUAGCAACCUCUCAAUAACGAAAAGACGUGCUAUCGCCGGCGUAGCUAAGCCGCCGCGGUCCACGUCACACGCCUUAGUUGAAGGAUAGACAACCAGUCUCACGUGUACCUGCAGAGGUGCACCCCAGCUCGGUAACAAUGUUCCAUCCGAAUCUUGUAAAUGCGGCCGUAGCCGCCAGUGCAUUCCCCUUCGGUUUGCAAUCGGUUGCCGGCCUUGAGCCCCUCACACCGCGGUCACCAUUCUCCAGGGAUGGCGGCGUAUUCUUUUACCCGCCUUCGUCACCGUCCUGUUCAUCGGGCGGAAUUCCUUCACCGCGACUCGUUUCACCGUCCGUGUCCCAAAAAAAGAGUUCGUUUACCAUUGAGGCCAUUCUCGGCCUGAAGGAAUCGAAGGGAGACUCAGGCGACGACGUAUUCCGAUCCUGCAGACCUGCCUCACCGAUUUCGCCAGCCUCGUCAGUUAAAGAUCUGUCCAGCCGGGUGCUAUCUUCCCCUUCCGAGUGCAAUUCGUUGGUCUCUAUGCCGCUGUCGGCUCCCCAAACUGGCCUGGCAUCGCUGAAGCGCAAGGCGUGCGAUUCGUCGUCCUGUUCAGGCUCGAAGGCCAAACGAAUUCGAACGAUCUUCACACCCGAACAACUGGAACGGUUAGAGGCUGAAUUUGAGCGGCAACAGUAUAUGGUUGGACCCGAACGCCUCUACCUAGCUGCCUCCCUGAACCUGAGCGAGGCUCAAGUCAAAGUGUGGUUUCAAAACCGUCGUAUUAAGUGGCGCAAGACCCAUCUUGAACAGCAGCAGCAGCAGCGACAAGCCACUCUGAGGAAGAACUCGACCGGCGACGAGAUCGACGAGCCAGAACUCGACAUUGUUCACGAUGACGAUGAAUCCUCAGUAAAUGGGCAUCGGCUUGGCCUUGAGUCUGACGACGAAAAGGACUACUCUCACGCGACCCUCACAAGUCCAACGUCACAGCCGCUGACACCGAACGGGAGCGAUUUUGCGUCAGCGCCCUGGCUCAAGACGGAACCACAGCAUUCGGAAAAUCAGUAAAACUAAGCUACAUUAGAAAAUUAGUAAUGUAAUAGCCGUUCGGUGUCGGACGAGCAAAGACGUCUGAAGUUUGAAUGCGAGUUGGUGACGGUUACAGCCGAGCUACUUUCAGAUGCGUAACGUAACUUAAAGCAGGAAAAAUACGUGAUGACGUAAUGGAAACUAUAAUCAUUAUUAAAGCUAUUACUCGAAACUAGUCAGCUUUCACCCGCGGUUCGAUAAACAGAUAAAGAGCUCGCGGUGAAAGAAAAAUUAAAUAGAAGAGAGUUUUAUCUGUUGAAUCUGCUGAUGUUAGCUUUUAUAAAAUAAUGUGUUGAUCGAUGCUGGAUUCGAUUUGGACUAAAGUCGAAGGCCCUCCCAGCAUCGUGUGUACAGUUUGUAUAUGAAAUUCAUAAAUAGAUUAGCAAAAAAACGAUAAGAAAAGCUAUUGCAAUUUAACGAUCAAAGCCAAUGGUGAAAACACUUCAUUAUCUAAUGAGUGAUCAAAAGAACGACAUUCUGCCUGUAAUAAUGGCACGAACGUUAUCGACGAGCAUUGAUCAUAUCACUGACUGUCAUGUAAAUACUCUGGGUAAUGAGAGAUUGCAUAGAGAAAACGAAAGCAAAUUAAAGCGGGGUAAAGAAGAGAGAGAAAAGAAA
This is a messenger RNA of Varroa destructor (honeybee mite), 1951 nucleotides long. RefSeq lists its product as uncharacterized. Gene Ontology annotation, biological process: neuron differentiation; regulation of transcription by RNA polymerase II; central nervous system development. Gene Ontology annotation, molecular function: RNA polymerase II cis-regulatory region sequence-specific DNA binding; DNA-binding transcription factor activity, RNA polymerase II-specific. Gene Ontology annotation, cellular component: nucleus. The record is from RefSeq and is a predicted model, not a curated record. NCBI's taxonomy places the organism in Eukaryota, Metazoa, Arthropoda, Arachnida, Mesostigmata, Varroidae.